Theileria equi strain WA is the source of this 1323-nucleotide messenger RNA. RefSeq lists its product as hypothetical. The transcript has a single exon. NCBI's taxonomy places the organism in Eukaryota, Apicomplexa, Aconoidasida, Piroplasmida, Theileriidae. The record is from RefSeq and is a predicted model, not a curated record. Bases 1 to 1323 code for a protein of 440 amino acids.
AUGGCAGCACUAAUUCCGCCACAAGUAACCAUUAAGCUCUCAGAAAACCAAAAUGUGAAUAAAGAUGGUGAACAAGGAAAAAUAACUUAUGGUGAACCUGUUACCGGAAGUACUACUAGGAUUACCAUUACUGUCACAAAAUCUCCCUAUCCUACUUAUCAAGGAUCUACUGCGAACUUCUACAGGUACAGACAUGCUCUUGAGACUAGAGGAACAAAACCAUUCAAACUUUUGGCAGUCCAUGGCGAUGAAAAUAGUCCUAUAAAUAUAGCUCAUGAUAUCGGUCAGUAUAUAACCUCUGUUUCUGCUUAUUACUGGAAGGAUAAAUCUAAGGAGGCUAUAUUGGUAGAAGUUGUCACUACAAAUCAUCUGGGUGCACAUACCUAUUACUACGGUAAAAAGGAUGGUAAUAUCUGGACUCCACUUUCUGGAAAUCCAGGUCCUCAACCUACUCCACUUGUACCUGAUGAUCUUGAGAAGAAACUGGAUGAUCUAGUUUGCCAACAUUACAAAGCAGUUACUUUGGAUUUAUCCUCUAAGAAUUCUAAGACUUAUACAAAUGAUGAUAAUAAGAAUAACAAGUACUGUUGUAGUUACCACAAUCCCAAUGGUGAUAAGAAUGAUGGCAGGAUCGCUGUUAACAAAGGAUCAGUUUCUUGUAAAGUAACUAAUCAUGACCCAAGUCAAGCACAUCCUAGCUCUGCUCCAUUCUUCAAACAUGAGAUAACUUCUGACGGUGGGUUGAGAGUUUCCGCUAUCAAGUACUAUCCAAAUAGUUCUGGUCCGAGAAGGAGAAUAAAUAUUCCUGGCCUUGAAAAUUUCCAAAACGGUUCACUCUUUCUCUACGUUUUUCACUGUACGGGGGAAGCUCCAAUUCUCAUAUAUGUUGAAGGUGGAGGCCAUACGGUUGAUAAAAGGUGGUUUAAAAAGCCUGCUAGUAGUAAUGGUAAAGAUGAAAAUUGGGAGGCCUUGGAUGACCUCAAUAACAUAACACUGGGGGAACAACCUAAUGCUAUAGACUGUGAAAAAUAUAAAAGACUUGUUGAAGAACUUAAAUGUAGCAACCAUAAAGAUUGCCCUUUAUCUCAAAAUGGACCUCCUCAACCACCACCUCCUGUUGGAGAAAAAAAUCUUGAAGAGGAUAAAAGGGAAGAUGGUGAACCUGAAGAUGACGAAGAAGUCACUUCUACUGACUCUUCUUGGGAUCUAAAGACUAUUCUUGGGCCCAUAUUUGGAACAGGAGCUCCUGUCGGUGGAGGCGCCUAUGCAGGAUGGCAUGUUUAUACUAGGUAUUUCCUUGACGCUUUGGUACGCUUAAUAUGA